CUGCUCCCCACUGGGUUAAGGAGCCUGUCAGUCAGUUAUAUGCCCCGGGUGAGACAGUCAGACUGGACUGUCAGGCAGACGGCAUCCCCUCUCCUACCAUCAGCUGGACCAUCAAUGGGAUCCCCCUCACAGAUAUCGAUACGGACUCCAGACGUAGUGUGACUCCAAGCGGCUCUCUUAUCCUAAAUGAUGUCAACUUUGAAGACACCGCCAUAUACCAGUGUCAGGCCUCCAAUAAGCACGGAACCAUCCUCACCAAUACCAACGUUUAUGUGAUCGAGCUGCCACCACAGAUCCUUACCGAGGAUGGGAACACAUACACAUUUACAGAGGGCCACAAGGCUUUGAUGGAGUGUGAGACCUUUGGUUCUCCUCAACCUAAAGUAACAUGGGAGAGUGGCAGCGGCUCCCUUCUGGCAGAUCCCAGAGUUAACCUACUGACGAAUGGGGGCCUCGAGAUCGCUAAUGUCACCCAUGAUGACGAAGGCCUCUACACCUGCUCUGUGCAGAACACCAACAUGUCAAUCAAUGCAGAGCUGGAAGUGCUCAACAGGACCGUGAUCUUGUCGCCACCACAGGCCCUAAAGGUGCAGCCUGGAAACACAGCCAUCUUCACCUGUCUGGCCCUAGUUGACCCCAAACUCGGUUUUCCGCUCAUUCAGUGGAGAAAGAACAAUCAGAAGCUGUAUGAGUCGCAAAGUGACCAAAA
Molecule: messenger RNA, 709 nt
Organism: Paralichthys olivaceus (Japanese flounder)
Lineage: Eukaryota; Metazoa; Chordata; Actinopteri; Pleuronectiformes; Paralichthyidae
Source: RefSeq, a predicted model, not a curated record